AUACAAAGAUUAAAACAAUGACAUCUGACAUAAUUAGUAAGAAUAAACCACUUGAUGAACCAACCCACAUGUGACAAAUACCCUUUAUCGGGUGUUGUUCCUCUAUGAAAGAACUCUACGAAGGUCUUUUCUCUACGAAAGCUAAUGUAAAAAGAUGAGUUUUCAACUGAGACUUAAAAACUUCUAAGGAUGGAGCCUGGCGAAUAUGAAGUGGAAGACUAUUCCACAAUUUGGGAGCCACAACCAUAAAUGCUCUAUCACCUUUAGACUUUUUUUUAGAACGAGGAACCGACAGUAACAGUUUAUCUGCUGAUCUCAGUGUCCUAGCUGAUGUGUGGUACUCUAAAAGAUUAGUGAUAUAACUUGGGGACAUGUUAUGAAGUACUCUGUACUCAGUACUCUGAUGAUUAGUAAUGUUUAUAAGAGUUGUAACUAAUAUUCUAUUUUUAUUGAUGCAGAAUUAUCUGAUAAUCAAAAUUCUGUGAAAUACUUCUAAAGACUUUCAGAUUAACGCAAACAGUGAAAAUUGGAUGUGUCAGACUCAGUAUAUUAAAUCCAUGUAUUAGUAAAAGCAUAUAUCUCCUGCUGUGUCAUUAAUGUUUAUCAAACAACAAAAGACAAAGAGAAAAGCACUCACUGUUCUUUGACUGAAUCACAUUUGUGUCUUUAAUAAGUGCCAAUUGAUUGUUUCAGUAACCAUAUUUCAGUUUUUACCUUUGAUAGGGUGGGGACACAAUUGCAAUGCACACAGAGAUGUACAUACAAUGAAACAAUCGAUGUGUGAUGUUUAAAGAUAUUCCCCAUCACUGGAAUGUGUUGUGUCAGAAACACUGGCAAGUAACAGCAUGACUCCCAAACCCUACGACUGUGGCUGUUACAGUUUGAGAGGUGGAACAUAUUUAGUGCUCUCAAAUACAUGAACCAUAAAGAAUCCAGCGGUGCAGUCAGUUUCACUCUGGAGAUUUAUCAAGGUUCUGCUUAUAAUUUCUCUUUCUUACAUUGUGAAAUACCUCAAUGCAGAGUAGAGCUGUCAAACCCUGACCUCAUUGAGCCACACAAUCCACACAUGCCAAACAUUCAGACUCAAGGAGAUAACUUUAGUCCUUCAGUCAGCAUAAUUUAGUUUAUGUAUAUACACAAUAUACUGUUUGACUUCCUUUUUUUAAGGUUGAUAUUUAGUGUUAAAAAACACUCCAAACUGCACCUGUGCUUCAUCUUUCAUUACCAAAUUUUUUUGGAUGUGUUGUUUGUUUUUGUUUGUUUGUGUGUGUACUUAAAAUGGCUGUUUGUGUCAUGUGGUUCCCUGUGGGGGUUUAGAUUAUGGGGUCUUAUCAAUUUUGUGGCAACGCCCCCUGUGUGCCAGGACUAUAUAAGUGUGUGUCAGACAAGAAACAUUUUCUUCUGUGUUUGACACAACGCCUGGAAGAGGAAAAGAUGCCAGAAUUUGAGAAGAGCACAGUUCACAUCAGAGACCCUGAGAGGGUGGAGCAGAUUAUCUGCAGUCUCAUUAAAGGUGGAGCAUCGAAACUGCAGAUCAUCACAGAUUUUGAUAUGACGUUAAGCAAGUUUGCUGUCAAUGGAAAACGUUGCCCAACAUGUCAUAAUAUUAUUGACAACUGCAAGCUGGUGACAGAAGAAUGUAGAAAGAAGCUGCUUCAACUAAAGGAGACGUAUUAUCCAAUAGAGAUUGACCCACAUCUGACCAUGGAGGAGAAAUAUCCAUUUAUGGUGGAGUGGUAUUUUAAGUCUCACACGUUAUUGGUAGAACAGAGAUUGCAGAAGGGCAAACUUCCAGAGGUGGUGAGAGAGUCGGAUGUCUGUCUAAGGGAAGGGUACGAGCAGUUCUUUGACAGGCUGCACCAGCACAACGUUCCUAUGUUCAUUUUUUCCGCCGGCCUGGGAGAUGUGCUGGAGGAAAUUAUCAGACAAGCUGGCGUCUACCACACCAACGUCAAAGUUGUGUCCAACUUCAUGGACUUUGAUGAUAAUGGGGUUCUGAAAGGCUUUAAAGGAGAGCUGAUCCAUGUUUACAACAAGCAUGACGGUGCCCUGAGGAACACAGAGUAUUUCAAACAGCUGAAGGACAAUGGAAACAUUAUUCUGCUAGGAGACUCUCUCGGUGAUCUCACCAUGGCAGAUGGUGUGCCCAACAUAGAGAACAUGCUCAAAAUCGGCUUUCUUAAUGAUAAGGUAGAGGAUCAGUUAGAAAAGUAUAUGGACUCUUACGAUAUAGUUCUGGUGAGGGAUGAAACACUUGAAGUGCCUAAUUCCAUACUACAGAAGAUCUUAUAAUAGACACCGCAGAGCCACCGGCCCACAGCACAGCCUGCGAGGAAAAGACUCAAAUUCCAGGAUGUUCAGAGUCACCUGGAUAAUUCCAGCACUGAGGCCAGCCUUCAUCUGUCGACAUGCCUCACAUGUUCACAGGCCAUACACACUUCACCCUUUGACCUUUUUAAAGUUGUAUCCUCUCAUCAUAAUGAACUAUUUUAAUAAACACAUACACCUGGGAUCUCGGUGUAAAUUAAUAUCAAAAGAAAAAUACAUAAUUUGCAUAUUGGUUAAAUUAUUGUUUGUAGUACUUUUUGAUAUGGAAAUAUGUGUGUUCAGUGUUUGCAAUAAAAGUUGGGACUGUGAAGAGUACAAAGCCCAACUGACAUAUCACAUUCAUCAUCAUUCUUAAAAUGAUGUGCACUUUGUAAAGUCUGAAGAACUGUCAAAGUUCUCAUGGAAAUUUGUAUUUCAUGCAGGCUGCAUGCACUGAUCAACAUUAAAGCAAUACUGUAACUUGCUUCAAAAGCCAUGAUGUUUCAUGUAUUGUGUGCUUUGUCCUGUGAGAAUGUUUUAGCAUAAAUUAACAACCUUUUGAUGUUAACGUUUGCACAACCUCUUGAUUACCUGAGGUAGGCAAUAAAGUUUUUUUCUCUGGA
This is a messenger RNA of Onychostoma macrolepis, 2930 nucleotides long. It is a transcript of the gene nt5c3a, whose product is annotated as 5'-nucleotidase, cytosolic IIIA. The record is from RefSeq and is a predicted model, not a curated record. Gene Ontology annotation, molecular function: magnesium ion binding; 5'-nucleotidase activity. The transcript is spliced from 9 exons. Lineage: Eukaryota; Metazoa; Chordata; Actinopteri; Cypriniformes; Cyprinidae. Gene Ontology annotation, cellular component: cytoplasm. Bases 1321 to 2292 code for a protein of 323 amino acids.